AUGAAGGGGGUGAAAGGAAGAUUUCUGAAGAAGCUCAAAUCGAUCAAACCAGUAGGGUAUCUCAAGCAAGAUCGAAUUCUCCAACUAAAGGCCUCGGAUGGGUAUGUUGAUUUUCUCCCAAAGAUUCCGAGUUUCAACCUGCAUGCCCCGUUUGUUUUCCGGGAAAAUAAGUCUGAGAAAACUGUUCAGAGCUGCGAGAAAAUGCAUAUGCAGGAGGAACCUGAGAUCAUAGACGUGGCAGAGCUGAUGAAAGACCUUGAGGAGGAUGAAGAAGAAAGGAAUUUGGAGGAUUACAAUGACAACAAAGAGAACAUAGGUCCGGUGAAACCUCUCCAACACAACAAGGGUGUUUUGCAGAGUGAGAACCGAGCAAAAUCAGAGUCAAAACAGAGAGGGGUUUUGGAGGAAAAAAAGUCUUCACCAGCAAGAGUUGAUAGUGACAGUAACAGAAAAACCAAAACCCAUUUGGUAGACUCUGACAUUCCAUCGUUCCGGAGGCCGGACUUGAACUCUGGGAGCCUAUUUGAUCCGAAUCUGCUGGCGGCGUUCGAGCAAGCCCUGAAGGAACAUGCUAGAAUGACAGAAGAACAUAGGAGAGCCAGAGUUGAAGAAGAAUCUUCACAGAAAGUGGAAGAUAAUGACCAUGACACUGACCCCAACCCUUUGAUGUCCUUUGAAGAGAAAUGUCCACCGGGGGGAGAUGGAACUGUGAUUUUCUACACCACAUCGCUUAGGGGAAUCCGGAAGACAUUUGAAGACUGCAACAAAAUUCGCUUCUUACUUCAGAGUUUCAAGGUUUUGUAUUUUGAGAGGGACAUAUCAAUGCACAAGGAGUUCAGGGAUGAGUUGUGGAGCAGUUUGGAUGGUAAAUUAGUGCCUCCAAGGCUUUUUGUGAAGGGAAGGUAUAUCGGUGGGGCAGAAGAAGUUCUUAGUCUGCAUGAGCAAGGAAAGCUGAGGAAAAUCUUUGAAGGGGUUCCAAUGGAUUACUCCAAUGGUCCUUGUGAUGCAUGUGGAGGGAUAAGGUUUGUGCUGUGCUUCAAGUGUAAUGGUAGCCACAAGGUCAUGGAGGAAAAUGGAGAGUGCAAUCAGUGCUCUCAGUGUAAUGAGAAUGGGUUGAUUCUGUGCCCUUAUUGCUGCUAG
Molecule: messenger RNA, 1140 nt
Organism: Sphenostylis stenocarpa
Lineage: Eukaryota; Viridiplantae; Streptophyta; Magnoliopsida; Fabales; Fabaceae
Source: the annotation of a GenBank genome assembly